Messenger RNA from Protopolystoma xenopodis, 354 nucleotides. The record is from the annotation of a GenBank genome assembly. Lineage: Eukaryota; Metazoa; Platyhelminthes; Monogenea; Polystomatidea; Polystomatidae.
AUGCCUUCAAUCUUUCAUAUUGAAAAUUCAUGCUUACGAGUUGCCUUCUCUCUUCUUACCACAACUUUUCUCAAACCCUCAAAUGGUACUCCUUUUAACAAUCUACUGCACGGCUCAGUAAAAAGUCCGGGCGCUAAAGCGGCAAACCAGCCGAUCGGAUCAUCCAACACCGAAAGUAAGCCGGCCCGAUUGAACGCCGGCAGGAAAAGGGCAGCCCAACAGGCAUCAGAGUCGGCUGGAGAACAGAACAUAAUGAUGGAUACCAGAAGUGUGUUCCUGCUGCGCUGCAAAAUCGGUGAUGAAAUCUGGACUCCAGUGCCACAAUACACGGCAAGUAUAGCAUUUUGGUCAUGA